AUGGUUUGGGCAUCAGACAUCAAACACUAUAUUACUCACUCCAAGACUUUUACUCAUGAUCAUCAACCUAUUCAACCGGAGGACGCAAAUAUAACACGAUUUGGAUUGUCUUGUCAAAUUGCUAAAAGUAUAGUUCAACGUCUCAACCAGAUUACUGACAUGCAAGGCAACAGGAGUGAUGAAGAGUGGGAAAUUUAUCGAGAAACAUUGGUUGAGAAUUAUGCAGAUGAGUUGAUCCGUAAAUGUGAUAUGAUAAAAAGUGAGAAGCAGAAGGCUGAGAUGGAAGCGUUCAAAGCAAAAUUGAAAUCCUUGUAA
This is a messenger RNA of Melampsora larici-populina 98AG31, 315 nucleotides long. RefSeq lists its product as uncharacterized. The transcript has a single exon. NCBI's taxonomy places the organism in Eukaryota, Fungi, Basidiomycota, Pucciniomycetes, Pucciniales, Melampsoraceae. The coding region runs from base 1 to 315 and encodes 104 amino acids. The record is from RefSeq and is a predicted model, not a curated record.